UCAGAGACGCUACACGUCCGCCAUGCCAACAGUGUCCGGGCGGUGACACACAAACAAGACGGCUACGAAGAUUUAACAGAGGAAAAAUAUUUAUUCGGGAGAGUUAUCUAUCAGGCCAUCCUGGAAGUCAUCCACCGCCCUGUCCCCCUGUCAUUCGACUGGACUGUUGUGAAGUCUGCCUCUACCAUCAUGUCUACUGCUGCAGUAGCAGACAGAGGUUCCGUCCGUCCAGUCAGGGGCCCCGGCGACGGCAUGGAGACGGACAAGCCCCCAGUCGCUAAGGAGAUCGCUGCCGUGGAUACGCCUCUGUCCGCGGUGCCACUACUUAAGGUAGCUAGUCCCAAACACAGCCCCAAGAUGACGCACCCUGCCACCGCCAGCCUCCAACACAGCCCCCACUCCACCCCCAAGCAGAGCCCCAGAGCCAGUUCCAGAGACGCCCCGUCCGCCCCCCAGCCCCCCGGGGUGCUCCACCUGGGGAAGGUUCCCCGGGAGGCCUGCGUGGUGGUGGAGGCAGUGAGGAUCGUUGUUCCCCGUGCUGCCAUCAGCCGGAGGGGGGGUCACGUGGGUCCGGCUGAGGAGAAAGGUGAGGCCUGGGCUGGGCAGCAGAUAGAGGAGCAGGCCCGCUCUCCCUCUCCUCCUCUGGAGGACCUGAGAGGAGCCAUGGAGAAGCUGCAGAACUCAGAGAGACGACUGCUGCAGGACAAGGAGGGUCUCCUCAACCAGAUCCACGUGCAGACUGAGGUGAACAGAGAGUUGAAGAAGUUGCUGGUAGCCUCUGUAGGAGAUGACCUCCAGUACCACUUCGAGCGUCUGGCCAGAGAGAAGAACCAGCUGAUCUUGGAGAACGAGGCUCUGGGUCGCAGCCUGUCCUCCACAGCAGAACAGCUGGAACGCAUGUCUAUACAAUGUGAUGUCUGGAGGAGCAAGUUCCUGGCAUCCAGAGUGAUGGCGGAGGAGCUGACCAAUGCCAGGGUUUCUCUCCAGCAUCAGACCAGAGAGGCUCAGAGUGCCAUCACAGACCUGCUGAGUGAGAGAGAAGAGUUCUCCAGAGACAUGAUGCUAACCCACAGGUCUCUGGAGCAGCUGCUGGUCUCUCUCCAGUGGGGUCGACAGCAGACCUACUACCCCAGCGCCCAGCCCCUCAGCACGGGAGAACUGGCCCUAGCCAAUCACAAGCUGGCGGAUGCCAUCAACUCCCACCUGCUGGGUGAGGUAGGGCCUGCAGGGGGCGGCAGCAGCGGCGCCGGGCUGGGAAAGGGAAGACAGGCCUCGGAGCUCCCGAACACCUCACACACGCCUGCUGAGAAGAUGGCUGAGAAGGUGUUGAAGAUCCUGGACCCUAUUUCCUGUUCAGACAACCAGGAAGAAACCUCCCCCCUCUCUAUCUCUGACUCCUCCCCCUCGGCCUUCCUGACCAAUAAGAAGAGCAUCGGCCGUUUCCACCCCUACACCCGCUACGAGAACAUCACCUUCAACUGCUGCGAGCGCUGCAGUGGAGAAAUCUUGGUACUCUAGGGGUCAGAGGGCAGGGGUCAUGACCUUUAACCUGGACAGGUCAACGCAGGCCACUGUGAGGAACACAUUACCACCAGUUGGCUCUCUCUCUGUCUCUCUCUGUCUCUCUCUCUGUCUCUCUCUGUCUCUCUCUCUCUC
This is a messenger RNA of Coregonus clupeaformis (lake whitefish), 1656 nucleotides long. RefSeq names its product golgin-45. The record is from RefSeq and is a predicted model, not a curated record. Gene Ontology annotation, cellular component: Golgi membrane. The transcript is spliced from 7 exons. Gene Ontology annotation, biological process: Golgi to plasma membrane protein transport; Golgi organization. The coding region runs from base 190 to 1518 and encodes 442 amino acids. NCBI's taxonomy places the organism in Eukaryota, Metazoa, Chordata, Actinopteri, Salmoniformes, Salmonidae.